This is a messenger RNA of Staurois parvus, 376 nucleotides long. NCBI's taxonomy places the organism in Eukaryota, Metazoa, Chordata, Amphibia, Anura, Ranidae. The record is from the annotation of a GenBank genome assembly.
UCCCAUUGGGGGGGAUUUUCCUCCACUUCCUGUGCCAUUGCCAAAACCGGAAGUAAAAGGAAAUCCCUCCAAAGUGAGGCAAUGGUAGUCAUCAGAACCAGUGUCCACAGUGAAAGAUUUCCCCUCUAUUCCUGGUCUGGUGACAACCCCAAAUUAGGGGGUUUUCUUUCACUCUAAUUCAGGGGUGGACUGACAACUCAUGGGGCCCCCGGCAAUAGGGGAUCAUGGGGCCCCUGUGUCCUUGCCCAAACUCAAAAAAGCCUAUGAAAAAGGUACCAGGGGCAUCUCAUGGGGCCCCCUACUGACCCCGGGCCCUUGGGCAGUGCCCUAGUUGCCAAAUGGUCAGUCCGCCCCUGGUCUAAUUUAAUGUUAUUAC